GAUAUUGUGCGUGCAAUACCUACACAUAUAAUGGAUACAUAUAGGCUAUAUAAUGGAUUAAUUGUAUCCUACAGUCAUGUUUACAACACUCAUAUAAGCGUUUGCUGAAGAGAAAAUAUAGCCUAUCUAUAGAUAUAAACAAAAAGAAUUCAAUUCGGCAGCUUCGCUUAUGUGUGUUCUCGGAGACAGAGACAAAAGCGCGCGCGCCGAUUGGCUGGUGCGAGCACGCGAAUGUUUCAUUCAUAUGCAAAUGAGCUACUAUAAAACCCUUACUCUAGCCUCACAUCGAUAAACUACCAGUGUCGUUUGAUUUGCACUCAAAACACAAUAAAGGAGAUCAAAUAUUGUAUCUUUAGGCUACUCUGCUUUAUUUUACGGACCGAGCGGUUCCGGACGGCGGAGCGCUGACCAAGCACCUGGUUGGAAUGGCCCCCGCGGCUAGACUCAGAAACGAUUUCGGGGUGGAGGAGGACGAAUUUUAUGCUACAAAAGGUGACAGAAAGACUCGAAAACCUAUAGUGGAGAAAAAGAGGCGAGCGCGCAUUAAUGAAAGCCUGCAGGAUCUCAGGACACUGCUCACAGAUAACGAUUUGCACACAAAGAUGGAGAACGCAGAGGUGCUUGAACUAACAGUGAAACGAGUCGAGAACAUCCUACAGAACCGUUCUCAGGAGGCUGAAGCUGUGAGUCAAGAGGCCAGUGAGAGAUUCGCAGCAGGUUACAUCCAGUGCAUGCAUGAGGUGCACACGUUUGUGUCCACAUGCCCGGGGAUCGAUGCCAUGGUGGCUGCAGAGCUGCUCAACCACCUGCUGGAGUGCAUGCCAUUAAAUGAGGAUCACCUUCAGGAGAUGAUCAUGGAUCUCAUUUCAGAGCCUUCCUCUUCCAGUGGAUCAUGGCCAGCCGGAGAGGCGCUGAGUCCAGGAGGCCGCAGUGUGUCCGACCUGUCCUCAGCAUUGUCCCCAUCCCCGUCCAACCCUUCCAGUGAGGAUCUGUGCUCCGACCUGGAGGAGACAGAGACCGAAGCAAGCUCAUCAUCAGCUGAGGACAGCCUGAACUCCUCCAUCAUCACACACUCUAAGUUUAUGUGGAGGCCAUGGUAGAAACACUUCUUGACAGACCAUAAAUCUAACUUCAUAAUCCACCUAAUCCUGUAUUGGAGCAUGCUGGAAUUCUUUUGUCAUGAUGCAGAUUCUCAUGAGGAAAUGGCUAGAGGUUUUUAUAGAGGAUUUAUACACCCAUGCAGGUUGAUAUGGCGGGAUAUGGAAUCAUACGGAACAGUUUGGAAUACAGGGCGAUAUUUUUUAUAGUUUUUCUUCAGAAACAAGAUGACUAUAAAAGCCUUUUUAGAAGUGUAUUUUUAGACUGAACUGCCUUAAGAACCGUAAUGACUUAUAUAGAGACAAAAUGAGAAAAUGCUUUGUUUUAGUAGGGAGAAAGAUUUGUUUUGUGUCUUUGUAGACCUAGUUAAAAACACUAAAAGUCACAUUGAGAGACUGUUGAGUAGAUUAAGUCUAUGGCCCUGUGCUGUAGUCAUACAGUAUGUUUCUAAUAUUGAUUAUAUACUUUAGGGAUUAUAAAUAUUAAAAAAUAUAAUUUAAUUGUACUUUUAAGUGUCAGUUUAUGGUUUGUAGAUCAUAGUAUUGCAGAACUGCGGUGUCCGGGUUAACCUGUUUAACUUUGUUGCUGUUCAGAUGUCUGUUCAAGUAUAGGCUAAAGAUGAGGGUAAGCCCCCCACCCCCCACUUAAAUUUUUCUCUUGACCUUAAACAUCAUACAUUUCAUCUGUUUAUGCUUAUGCUCUUAUGAAAAUAUCUAUUUUUUGUUAAUGGCUCUGUGAAUUUAUUUGAUUUGUAUAUUCAAAAUUUUCAUGUAAAUUUGUCAAGGUGUGGACACCUGUUCAUAUAGAUUUGUAAUAAAAAGUUAGGGUUAAGAUGCCCCCUCAGAAUUGUGGUAGAAGAUUCCCAGUUCCCAGGGAA
Messenger RNA from Megalobrama amblycephala (Wuchang bream), 1975 nucleotides. It is a transcript of the gene her13, whose product is annotated as hairy-related 13. Gene Ontology annotation, cellular component: nucleus. The transcript has 4 exons. Gene Ontology annotation, molecular function: protein dimerization activity; RNA polymerase II cis-regulatory region sequence-specific DNA binding; DNA-binding transcription factor activity, RNA polymerase II-specific. Bases 426 to 1100 code for a protein of 224 amino acids. Lineage: Eukaryota; Metazoa; Chordata; Actinopteri; Cypriniformes; Xenocyprididae. Gene Ontology annotation, biological process: anterior/posterior pattern specification; regulation of neurogenesis; regulation of transcription by RNA polymerase II. The record is from RefSeq and is a predicted model, not a curated record.